AUUAUUGGAAACGCGCUUAAUGAUUACAGGAUUCGCAGGGUUAAAUGCGAUGAGCAAAAACCUCAAUGCAAAAAUUGUACCUCUACUGGAAGAAAAUGCGAGGGCUAUAGUCGCUCAAAUCUAGCGACAUCGGAGCAUUCACAGGUCCAGGGGACGUGCAGGCGACACAAAAGCGAAGCUUGCUCCGGUAUCUUGAGCGACACACUUUUGGCCACCAGUUCCCUACUUGGGCCAUGGGAACGUCGAAGCUUCGACUAUCUCCGAAGCGAAGCUGUGCCAGAAAUAUUUGGCGUCUUUGAUUCCGAUUUCUGGACUCCAAUGCUUCAACGGCGUGUGACCGAGCCCGUUCUACAGCACGCUCUCUCAAGUCUAAGCGCUGUCUAUGGACAUUACCGCAGAGACAGCCAACUGAAUCACUUCGCCAUCCAGCAGUACAAUAAAGCGAUCCAGCUAUUGAGGAGGAAUGCUCCGAUGACUCAGAUUGCCUUCACGUUACGUUGAUGGCCUGCCUGAUCUUUGUUUGUCUCGAGUUUCUCCGGAACAAUUUUGCAACUAGACUCAAUCAUCUG
Messenger RNA from Exophiala aquamarina CBS 119918, 569 nucleotides. RefSeq lists its product as uncharacterized. The annotation marks the transcript as partial. NCBI's taxonomy places the organism in Eukaryota, Fungi, Ascomycota, Eurotiomycetes, Chaetothyriales, Herpotrichiellaceae. The transcript has 2 exons. Gene Ontology annotation, biological process: regulation of DNA-templated transcription. The record is from RefSeq and is a predicted model, not a curated record. Gene Ontology annotation, molecular function: DNA-binding transcription factor activity, RNA polymerase II-specific; zinc ion binding.